AUGACGAAUUAUGGCUCACGAUUCCUAGUACCACCUCAUAGCCCUGGAGGAGGUGGCCUAGACCUAUACUGGAAACAAGGGAUGGAACUAGCGGUCAUGUCAUCUUCGGACAACUACAUUGAAGCUAUGAUCACCUACAAAGGUAAAUCAUUUAUAACCACUUUUGUCUACGGCGAGCCAGAUCACUCAAAGCGUAAAGACGUAUGGGAAGACCUGACAGCAAAAAACAAGGGAAGAGACUUACCUUGGUUCUUAACCGGCGAUUUCAACGACAUCUUGAACCAUAGCGAGAAGACCGGGGGUCCAAUGCGAGCUGAAGGGACUUUUGGGGAGUUUAGAUCCUUCCUCUCCAAAGGAGAUCUCUAUGACAUUCCACAUACUGGUAAUCCCCUUUCCUGGAGAGGAGUUCGUUACUCCCACCUGGUGCAUUGCCGCCUUGAUCGUUCUCUCUCCAAUGGAGCGUGGGCCGACAUCUAUCUGUUUAGUAGGUGUUACUACCUCGACUUUGAGGGUUCUGAACACCGUCCCCUGCUCACUAUCCUCGAGACAAACCUGAAGAAAAAAAGAGGAAUUUUCCGUUACGAUAGAAGCAUGAAGGAUAACCCGAAAAUUACUGAAUUAAUAGAAAAAGCUUGGCUUUCUUCUGAGACAGCUACGGUGGAGCAACGAAUUAUCUCAUGCAGAAGAGAGAUCUCGAAAUGGAACCGGGAACACCAUCUAAAUGCUCAGAAAGGAAUAAAAGAAGAAAAAGCAAAGCUAGAGUUAGCAAUGAGCUCCAGCUCCCUGGACCAGGGGAAAAUCGUGGAGAUAACUACAAACCUCAGUAGGGCGUAUGCGAAGGAGGAAGGUUACUGGAGACAGCGCAGUAGAACGCAUUGGCUGGCCUUGGGAGACAAAAACUCCGGUUACUUCCAUGCUAUCACACGAGGAAGAAGACUGGUGAAUAAACUUGCAAUACUAGAGGAUGCUCAGGGAACAGCAGUCUAUGAGGAAGAGAAGAUAGUGCAAGUGAUCUCAACUUACUUCCAAGAUAUCUUUAUAACCCGAUCCUCCAACUGUGUGGAAACAGUCAACCAAGCCAUUCAACCUUGUAUCUCCGAGGAAACUAAUGCGCUCUUGAUAGCCGACCCCACACCAGAAGAAAUCAAAGCAGCCUUAUUCUCUAUCAACCCUGACAAAGCUCCUGGUCCGGAUGGUUUUUCAGCCUGUUUUUUCCAAAAAAAUUGGUCAGUUAUGGGUCCUCAGAUAACCAAAGAAGUUCUGGGAAUUCUUUCAUCAGGAAUCCUACCAAGCUCUAUCAACGAAACCCACCUCAGACUAAUUCCUAAGGUCCCCAGCCCAAAAUCAGUAGCAGAGUAUAGACCUAUUGCCCUCUGCAAUGUCUACUACAAAAUCAUCUCAAAACUGCUUACUAGAAGACUACAACCUGUCCUACCCACAAUCAUAUCCGAGAACCAAACUGCUUUCAUUCCCGGAAGAGUAAUUUCUGACUAUGUAUUCAUCACACACGAAGUUUUACAUUACCUCAAAGGCUCGGGAGCUACAAAAUACUGCUCCAUGGCCGUGAAAACGGAUAUGAGCAAGGCCUACGACCGGCUGGAAUGGAACUUCAUUGCGGCGGUGCUCGACAGGAUGGGGUUUCACCCCAAGUGGACCAACUGGAUCUUUCAGUGCAUCUCCACCGUAUCCUAUACCUUCUUGGUCAAUGGGACAGCUCAAGGGCAAGUGAUUCCUCAACGUGGUAUCAGACAAGGCGAUCCCCUCUCCCCCUUCAUCUUCAUCCUAUGCGGAGAAGUGCUGUCAGGUCUCUGCAAAAAAGCUUUAGAUAAUGGCUCUCUACCGAGUAUCAAGGUCUCAAGAGGAAGUCCGAAAAUUAAUCACCUUCUGUUUGCCGACGAUACCAUGUUCUUCUGUAAAAUCAGCCAGAAAAGCUGUGAGACACUCCAUUCAAUCCUCCAACAAUACGAAGAAGCCUCGGGGCAGAUGAUCAACCUCCAGAAAUCCUGCAUUACUUUCUCAAAGAAAACACCAGAAGAGAUCAGACUGAGAGUCAAGAACUCUCUAGGCAUUGACAAAGAAGGGGGCCAAGGGAAGUACUUGGGCUUACCUGAGAGUUUUGGACGGCGAAAGAAAGAUCUGUUUACUUCAAUUGUAGACCGGAUGCGUCAAAGAGCAGUAAGCUACUCCUCACGUUUCCUUUCAGGAGCGGGGAAGCUCACUAUGCUUACUUCAGUCCUCUCAGCUAUCCCCACGUACACGAUGUCGUGCUUUAAGUUACCUGCGGGGCUCUGCAAGCGCAUUCAGUCAGUACUUACCAGAUUUUGGUGGGAUGCAAAUCCAGGGAAAAGGAAAAUGUGUUGA
This is a messenger RNA of Microthlaspi erraticum, 2361 nucleotides long. NCBI's taxonomy places the organism in Eukaryota, Viridiplantae, Streptophyta, Magnoliopsida, Brassicales, Brassicaceae. The record is from the annotation of a GenBank genome assembly.